Messenger RNA from Periophthalmus magnuspinnatus, 2395 nucleotides. RefSeq names its product heparan sulfate (glucosamine) 3-O-sulfotransferase 1 (gene hs3st1). Gene Ontology annotation, molecular function: [heparan sulfate]-glucosamine 3-sulfotransferase activity. NCBI's taxonomy places the organism in Eukaryota, Metazoa, Chordata, Actinopteri, Gobiiformes, Gobiidae. The transcript is spliced from 2 exons. The coding region runs from base 335 to 1255 and encodes 306 amino acids. The record is from RefSeq and is a predicted model, not a curated record.
CGCACAACAGCUGAGUGAAAAGGCGAGCGCACCAUGCGGCUCACCCAAAGCGCACUGGAGGCGACGAGAGAAAGUAGUGCCGCUCUGACUGUUGGAGCGAGAGCACAGAAAGAGAAAGAGAAAGAGAGAGAGAGAGCGAGAGAGGAUCAUCGGGUUGGAUCGUGAACGGAAUAUCGGGGCUGAGAGAAGGACGCACGGGGAACACGAUGGCACGUGGAGCGUUAUAAAAUAGCUCCUGACUGGUGCGAGCAGAGCAACUACCCGCUCCUUCGAUGUGGGAUCCUGCCCCGCUGUUCUCGCCAGGCUGAAAUCCUCCAGGGUCAGGACCUCCGUCAUGGCAGCGCUGCUCCUCGGGCUGCUGCUGUUCGCCCUACAGUCCCCCCCUCUCCCAUCCAGACCCGCAAUUGACCACUGGCCCCCCAACGACCCCACAGUCGACCCCUCCUUCAGCUUGGACAAUGCAACCCACCCCAACGGGACUUCCCAGCGGCUACCCCAGAUCAUCAUCAUCGGCGUGAGGAAGGGGGGCACGCGGGCGCUAAUCGAGAUGCUAAGCUUGCACAGCUCCGUGGCCGCGGCGCAGAACGAGGUGCACUUUUUCGACUGGGAGAGCCACUAUCAGAAGGGGAUCCCGUGGUAUUUAAGCCAGAUGCCCUACGCGUACCCGGACCAGCUCACCGUGGAGAAAACGCCGGCGUAUUUCACCUCCGGCAAAGUCCCUAAACGCAUCUACGACAUGAAUCCUGACAUCAAGCUACUGCUCAUUCUUAGGGACCCCACUGAGCGCGUACUGUCGGAUUACACGCAAGUUUUCUAUAAUCGUCUGCAAAAACACAAGCGCUACCAGCCAAUUGAGUACGUUCUGGUUAAAGAUGGGGACAUUAACCUGGGAUACAAGGCAUUGAACCGCAGUCUCUACUAUGUUCAUAUGCAAAACUGGCUGCAAUAUUUCCCCAUGGACAGCAUUCAUGUUGUGGAUGGGGACGAGCUGAUAAGAGACCCUUUGCCAGAAAUGAAGAGAGUGGAGAGGUUUCUAAAGCUGGCGCCGCAGAUAAACGCAUCCAAUUUUUACUUCAACAAAACUAAAGGAUUUUACUGUUUGAGAGACCACGGGAAAGAGCGCUGCUUACAUGAUUCGAAAGGCAGAGCGCAUCCUCACGUAGCCCCAGCAAUUUUGCAAAAACUCUACAAAUUCUUUCACGAACCCAAUCAGAAGUUUUUUCAGAUGGUGGGGCGGACUUUCAACUGGAAAUGAACUCUUUUUUUGUACUUUAUGCUGUAGUGAAGCUAAAUAUAUUUUUGUACUAGUAUGUUUGUUACACAGGAUAUCAGGGCGCACAAUGGAUCAUGACAUGUUUUUGCAUGUCAGGCUAUAAAUUCAUAGACACUUCUCUGACGACUUCAUUGACCCAGACAGCUUAUGUAAGCUAUAAGGCUAGGAGGCUAAACGUGAUCAAAUCAGAAUCACAAUUUGAAUUUGGGCCAGGCGAUAUGACAACGUUCAUAUUGAUUUUAUUUAUUUUGUCUAAUUUAAAACAAAGUAACGAUGCAUAAACAAUAAAUACUUUUAAUUGUGGUCAAAUUUUUUCCUUCAAAGCCUGAACUCUGCUCCAAAGCUGACAGAGGACUGACUGUAGACCACUUGAACCAAGCUUAUCAUUGACAAUUAUAAAUAACUUCAUCUUGAUUAAAAUUUGAUCAGUUGCACAGCCCUAAUUUCAAUGGUCUCAAUUCUUUGUAAACAAUCGUAUAGUCUGUCUAAUUAUGCAUAAAACUUGCUAAUCCUGUAGUUUAGACCUCUAAAACAUGUUCUGAAAUGCAUGGGAUUCUUCUGUUACACUUCAUAUUUCAGUCUGCUAUCAAAUAUAGGACUGAUUUUAAAACAAUAAUUGCAAAUCUACUAAAAAAAAAUGCAAUUUGAUAUUUUCCCACAAAUUUUAGCCCUAUAUGCUUUGCUGAGCUGUCUCCACAUUUGUUUAGCAGGACAUAAACAUCUUACUGCAUUUUCUAUUCUGAAGGAUACUCACCUGCUGCUAUGAUUUCUCCAGUCACUUUCAGGUACAAGUCUGUGCUUUUAACAGUGUUAUACAAAGCUCCACUUGUGCACAUAUAUGGCAUAAUGGCAUUAUCAUGUUGUACUGUAACUGUAUUUUUCCCCUUUUAUAUAAAAAGUGAAUUAACAACUUAAUAAAGAUGUAUUUUAUUUUUAGUAUGCAUUAAGUUUGUUUUUAGUCUAUUUUUACUGGACAAGUAUAAGUGUUGUGAGAUUAGAAGUGAGAAAAGUGCUAUUUCCUAAAACAAAACUAAGUAAUGAAUUACAUUUUUUGCUGCCCAUUCUUUGCCCAGAAACUAUUGCAAUAUGUUGGCAAAGUAAUGUUUUGAUUAAACUUGUUCU